UUCACACACUAUGGCACAGCCGACACAUGGAACACAGGCCGAAGUCACUUGCCCUUCACAGACUUUUCGAAUCUCAUCAUCUGGAACAUCGCCGGCUUCGUCUAUCAUCAAAAUCAACACCCGACUGGAUCGCAGGACAGGACAAUACGUUAUCCCCUGGAAGGGCAUUCGACGAGUCUUUGAGAAUAUGCAAUAUGUCAAGCAAGGCGAUUCUGUGGUGUCCUUCGUGAGUGACGACGAAUUUGAAAGACUUUCACCGCCAAGAAUAACCCCCUGGCCUGAUGUGGUGCUCAACGUUGUGCUCAAGAACAAUCUCUACGAGUCUCUCCCGAAACAGCAAGCCGAACUACUAUCCCAUGUCUCGCAACAAGACACUGAGGUCGACAAUGGCGACAGCCAUCAACAGGCUUCAAACGACAGAUAUGGCCUGUAUUCGACUCUCCAACAUGCCCAAGCAUCGGGCAUCGAUCUAGGGUCUUUUGCAAACUAUUACCGAGCAAAUACGCGACCAGCGGAAAUAUCUUUCUCACAAUGUAGCCGCUGUCAAGUCGAAGGUCGAGACCAUGGACAUACCGAGGAUCAGGAACAUAAUAUGCCAAUACCUGGAUCGCAGAAACUUUAUGAAAUGCAUGUUGCUCAACUGGAGAUGGAAUCGUAUGAUGGUGCCUGA
Molecule: messenger RNA, 670 nt
Organism: Gamsiella multidivaricata
Lineage: Eukaryota; Fungi; Mortierellomycota; Mortierellomycetes; Mortierellales; Mortierellaceae
Exons: 2
Coding region: 11-670 (219 amino acids)
Source: RefSeq, a predicted model, not a curated record